CAGAAUGCAUGGCUUCCAGCGCGGCGCCCAGCCGUCCAGGCCCGGACUCUAAUAAACAUCUUUAAAACUUGUUCCAAAAUGUCGAUGUGGAGACGGAAUGGAGGCUGGACGAAGAGCUGGACCGAGGCCCACUCGGUCUGCAAGGAUGUUGAGCUGCUUCUGUGAUUCAGCUGCUAUAUCUGUGGCAUUCAGGGCUGCUGAAUACUAAAAUAGACUGCGGGCCGACACAAGAGCUCUUCAGAGGAAACACACAGAUCCAGUCAGGGCUUGCAAAGCUCCUCAUCACCGCAGCCCUUUUGGGGUUGCUAUGGCAGCUGCUGUCACAGAAACCAAGUGCUGGACACAGGCUUGCCCCAGCAAGGCAGGACAGACCACUAAUCAUUGUCGGAAGAAACCAUCACACAGUCAACAAACAGCACUUAGCAUUGAUUCUAGCACUCUAAGUUAACAAAACGACCAGAGGUCUGUAGGCUGAUGGUCAGUGAUCUGGAGAAUCCUCAUGAGUCUUGUCUGUGUCUGCUCCGGCUCUUGGCCAGAGUCCCUGUGCAUCAACAGAGCCGUUACUGUUCCUUCUGUUAGACCAUGUUCCACCAGCAGGACCAUCUGAAGAGCCAGCUGCAGGAGAGCCACCCAGCCAGCAGGCAGCUCUUUCACUGCCAGGAGUGUGGGAAACAGUACAACACCCAGUUGGGUUAUAGACGCCACCUGGUGGCAGCCCACAGCACUGCGGCGGGCCUGCCCUGCCCGGAGGGGGCACCGUCCCUGCUGGAGCACCUGGGCGGCCAUACAGACAGGCCUCCGCCAUCAGAGGGCAACACAAAUGCUGCUGUGCCUGUGAGGGAGAGGAAGUAUUCGUGUGAGCGAUGCGAUCGCCGCUUUUACACGCGUAAGGAUGUACGGCGUCACGCUGUGGUUCACACUGGACGCCGUGAUUUCCUGUGCCCGCGCUGUGCUCAGCGCUUUGGCCGUAGAGACCACCUGACCCGCCACUUGAAGAAGAGCCAUGCCCAGGAGUCAGGGUUGAUGCCCCCCUGUGCUCCCAGUACUCCUGUGGCGACGCCGACCCCUGCCACCCAGUGCCCAGUGAAGGAGGAGCCCAGCCCUGUGACCUCUGACAUGGGCUCCAUCUCCAAGGAGCCCAUGGAGACUUUCCCCAGGGACAUGUACAACUCCUACCCCAUGGCCAAUCCCGUUCAUGGGAUGGGCCACCCUCAUGGCCUUAUGCAGGGCUCCCUGUCCUCAAGCAUGGGUGUGGGUCGCCACAUGCCCCCCCAGUCUCCUCACCCUCACCACCAUCACUUACAGCCUUCAGCAGCUCCACAGCAGCAGCCCUACAGCAACAUGGCCAGGUACCAGCAUGGAUCUACCUCAUAUCCUCGUGCAGACGUGGACAGUUUCCUGCUGGACCUACAGAGUGCCCCCCCACCUCACCUGAGUGCAGUCAACUCCUCUACCUCUACUUCUGCCUCCCCCCAAAGGGAGGUGCUGGGUGAAGGGGUGGGUUCCGGUGGCGACUCCCACCUGCUGUGUCGGAGCCCUGCUGUCUCCUCAGCCGAGCUGUCCUGCACCACCAACAUGGACCUCGGGCCCCUGCUGGGUUUCUUGCCUUUCAGCCUGCCACCCUACAGCCCUCACAUGGGGAUGGGAGGGUUAGUGAUGAGCUAUCCACCCACCACCACAACCACUUCCUCUCCAACCUCUUCCACUGGGCUGUCCUCCCAGGGUCCAGGGCCUUUCACCUUCUUCCAGCCUCCCCAGGCUCACGUACCCCAGGGCCCUGGAGCCCACAACCACAGCCAACUACCUCAGGCAUACAGCAGUCCUGCUAUGAGCACUUCCAGCUCCCUACCUCAUUACUAUCAGACCUUUCAGCAGUAAGCAGCCUUUUCCCCACAAACAUUGCCUUUUGUUGGUGCUCAUGGAUUUUUUUUCUUGGAAAAGGGUAAAACAUGAGAAUGGCAUCUUUAUUGUAAAACAAAUGUGUAACUUUAGCCUGUCGGUGCUUAUGAUGCUAAUCUUAGUAUUUUGUUUUUGAACACAACAGAUCACCUCAUCAGUAUUACCUCAGUUCGUUUUUUUUUUAUAGAAGCUUGAAAGUUUGAGGAAAUGUGAUGGUCUCACUGCAACCAAAACAGAGUAUCUCUUUUCAUCAGACCUAUUACCACGUUAGGGAAUAUUUUAUCUAGUUUUGUGUCAUGUUUAAGAAAAUGUCACCCUCCUUACUGAAGCUGACUUAAGGUUUUUACAUUUUUUUUACAAUACUGGAACACAAACAUCUUUACAGGGGGAGAAAUUUGCUGUAAGAUGUACUCAGUUUCAGUUAGUGAGUACAUGCAAAAGAAGAAAGAAACUGUAAGCUCAGCAGCACCGUUUGUAUAUGAUAUCUGGUGCUUAACGCUUAAUAUGUAAUAAAGAGCUUCCCAGCCAGUCAUCCAGAAACUGAUGGGCCCAAGUGCAUCAACAGAUGGGAAUAUGAAAGAACCAAAUUUAUCAUCAGCCACUUCAAGUGGUGGUAAAAUUGAACCCUUAAGUUAGAAUUAGGCUUUGUUAGAAUUUGGCAUAUUUUAAAUGUCAGUACAGUCAGUAACAGAUAGUUAACUGUAAAGCUUGACUGCACUUACUACAUCUUGAGAAUACUGUAAACCUAUCUAUGUAAUCUAUUAUUAGAACAACUAGUAAAUCAAAAAUGUCACAUGUUGCUGGAAUUGAACAGCGAGAGCAUUUGAGUAAUGUCAGGAGUCUCAAACUCUGAUGUUCUAAAUUGGGUAAAAUAUAAUGGAGAGGUUCUCUGAGCUGGAAUUCCAUGUCGGAAGCCCUGAGAUGUUUUAGGUGGAGUUAUCUGAGGUCACACCAGCAUGGUAACACAAACUCGUAAUGCUACUACGCAGCUACUUUUCUUUUUGUUCAGCUACAUUAUGUAGCAUCACUAGAUUAAAAUGCACUUAAGUUAAGGUCAUUAAAAGUCAAAGUUAUGCGAAGUCACAGAAGGCAGAAAGCUGCCGCUCCAACUGCUGUCUAUGGGUAGAUGUGUUUUAAUACCUUUUUUUUUUUUUUUUUUUAUAAAGUGUUCUGACCCUUUGACCCAGAGCAUUUGACACAACAGAUACCUUUCAGACAGAGAACAGUACAGGUCACCUGUUAACUGCCACUGGCAACCAACAGCUUCCUAACUGUUGUCAGUCACAGCUCAUCUGUUUCCUCCUUCCUGCGAUGUUCUCAGCAUCCUUAGCAUGUCUUGCUCCUCUGCACCUCUGAUUGGGGCCUCAGAGAGCAGAUCAUUUGCCGUACGGUCCUUAAAGCCCUUGAAUCUGCCAUGUUAAAAGAUGAGAACUCUGGAAAUGUUCAGUUGCUGACACUCUGUGCCAACCAUGUCAUUGAUCUCAGGGUUGCUAUCUGUCCUUUAUAAAAUACAUU
Toxotes jaculatrix (banded archerfish) is the source of this 3414-nucleotide messenger RNA. RefSeq names its product zinc finger protein PLAGL2-like. The coding region runs from base 583 to 1878 and encodes 431 amino acids. The transcript is spliced from 2 exons. The record is from RefSeq and is a predicted model, not a curated record. Lineage: Eukaryota; Metazoa; Chordata; Actinopteri; Toxotidae.